GUUAAACAUAGACGGAAUUAGUAGUUGAAAGAGGUACUGAAAAUGCAACUUAAAGAGUUCUAAUCCGGAAUUCGCGUGGAACAUUCUUUCUUCUCGAGUAAGGUUUGGAUGAGAUUAAUUUACAAAUAUGAUUCUUAAGAUUCCUAAACCCAAAAACUUGUACGAUUCUGGGCGUUGGUAGUUUCCCAGGGAAAGAGAAAGAGUGGUUACCUGAAAUUGAAUUCAAUGGCGACGAGAAAUCGAACUCUAGAGUUCAGAAAACACAGAGACGCCGUGAAAAGCGUGCGCGCUCCUCUCUCCUCCUCAGCAUCUAGUCCUGUCAUCGAAAUGGUUACAACUUCGCUUCUUCCUUCUAAUCGAUCCUCCUAUGCUCCUCUAAGCACCCAGGAACAUGCUCCAUCCACUUCUAGGGAUGCGUUUACUGUGGGGUUGCCGCCAUCUUGGGUGGAUGAUUCUGAAGAAAUAGCUACAAAUAUACAACGUGCUAGGGUUAGAAUUUCUGAGUUAACCAAAGCUCAUGCGAAGGCUUUGAUGCCUUCCUUUGGGGAUGGCAAAGAGGAUCAGCGUCAUAUUGAGACUCUCACCCAGGAAAUUACUUCUCUCCUCAGAAAGUCUGAAGUGAGGCUCAAAAGACUUUCUGCCGCUGCUGGAUCUUCUGAGGAUUCUAAUGUUAGAAAAAAUGUUCAGCGUUCCCAUGCUACAGAUCUUCAGAACCUGUCAAUGGAUCUCCGGCGAAAACAGUCAGCAUAUUUGAAACAUUUGCAGCAGCAACAAGAGGGUUAUGAUGGGGUUGACUUGGAGAUGAACUUUAAUGGGAGCAAAUUUGUAUCCCAUAAUGAUGAAUUCAGUGAUGUGGGUUUUAGUGAAGAGCAAAUGACCAAGCUAAAGAGAAGUGAGCAGUUCUCAGAGGAAAGGGAGAGAGAGAUUGAACAGGUUGUCAAAUCAGUCCAUGAACUUGCUCAAAUCAUGAAGGAUCUCUCUGUCCUUGUGAUAGACCAGGGAACAAUUGUGGAUAGAAUUGACUACAACAUUCAGAGUGUUUCUACAUCCGUUGAAGAGGGUCUUAAGCAGUUGCAAAAGGCAGAGAGAAUACAGAAAAAAGGAGGGAUGGUUAUGUGUGCAUCAACGCUUGUUAUAAUGUGCUUUGUCAUGCUAGUUCUCUUGAUACUCAAGGAGAUUCUCUUCUAGUCGUUACUGAGCACUUUACUGGCCGGCAUCAUGUUAAUUCUUCCGUUCAAUGAUAAUCAUGAUGCCGGUAUCAUUGGGGCACUAUGAUAAUGCGUUUCAGGUUUGGGGAUUUGUUUUUGAAGUGCCAUGGGCUAAAAUGAUUGGCUCCUUAUUGAGAGGCAAAUUGGGGAUGGCACUGGACAGCAUCCCUUCGUGCUAACAUUGCUAUUAGUUUUAACAAAUCCUGUAAGGAGGGAUUUUCAGCAAGUUCAUCUUCCAGUGGCCAAUUUUUUUAGAAAAAAGGAUAGUAGUGCUAGAUAGAAAACAAUUUCGUGUUCAAAGAUAGAUCCUGUAUAAAGACGAAGCAGAAGGGCAACUUGUUGUACAAUACAUCCGAGAGUCAUCAAACAUGUUGAUAUUUUGUAAACUGUUUUUUUUUUUUCCUGUUUAGCACUUCUCAAUUCACAUGCUUUACGCUCAUUUUAUACCGUUGUUUAUAAUCCGCUUGGAAAAAAAAAUCAAAAUUGUAUAGUGAUUUUUAUUCA
Molecule: messenger RNA, 1712 nt
Organism: Glycine soja
Lineage: Eukaryota; Viridiplantae; Streptophyta; Magnoliopsida; Fabales; Fabaceae
Product: syntaxin-43-like
Exons: 8
Coding region: 226-1188 (320 amino acids)
Biological process (GO): vesicle-mediated transport; intracellular protein transport; vesicle fusion
Cellular component (GO): endomembrane system; SNARE complex; membrane
Molecular function (GO): SNARE binding; SNAP receptor activity
Source: RefSeq, a predicted model, not a curated record